UUUAAACGAACGUGAACAAAACAGGAAGUGGUAGACGUUACUUUCGGUUGUUAACUCAGUACGUUUUUAAAUUAGUACACUUACAUUACUUUUGACACGGUCUUCUGACUUUGUUUUAACUUUGGUGACAUGCAUAGUAAUAUUAUUUUAAACUUGAUGUCAUACAUUACGAACAUGGGUAUUAUAACCUAAAACGUGCUUUUGGUUUGAUAACACAGAGCAAAAAAACGUCACUUCCUGGUUUGUGUUGAGCGGCGCUUCCUUCCUAGCUAAUACAUUAGCCAUAUCAUAGUUAUUGUAUUGAGUGUGGCUUUAAGUUAGUGAGGUUUUUGUUUCAUAAUGUCAGACUUGGAGGUGCGUGUGGUGUCCAUUGUGCAGCAAAUGGUUGACGCUACAGUGAGUGAAAUGAAGAAAGUUAUCGGUGCCUCAAUGAAGAAGAGUCCACAAGAAGAGUCAGGGAGCGAGGACAACAACGUGCAGGUGCUCUCUGACGAUGAGGUGGUCCUUCCUCUCAGCACAUUCAUGACAUCUCUGGCCCAAGAGGUGGUGGAGAAGAUCUGCCAGCUUUUCUACGAAUGUUCUUCUCUGGUGCACUUUGAAGUGUCGCAGGGCGAAGCUGAGGUGGAGGAGCUGAGGAAGAGGCUGCAGGCGGCAGAGACCGACCUGAGUCUGUUGCUGACAGUAGGUCGCGAAGAGGAGACGGCGGAAGUGGAAGUCACCCUCGCCGAAGAAGAGGACGCUAGCUCCCUGCAGCACUUAAAGAAGAAGCGUGGCCGAGCUGGUGGCGUCUGUGGGGUCAAGAGGUCGCCCAAGGGCAGAACAUACAAGGAGAGUGUCCAUCUUGCACCAAUAGAGGACACGUGUGUUGUUGACCAGAGUUUAGAAGACACAGACGCCCACAAUCAGCAGGAAGAUGCAAGUACUGCUGGACACACGAGAACAUCCAAACGUGCAGUCAGAGCGCGCCAACGCGUGUGCAGACGUGGCCUCACAUACACCUGCCAGUUCUGCCAAAAGAGCUUCAGCAUGAACGGCAACCUACAGCGCCACCUGCGCAUCCACACGGGGGCGAAGCCGUUCAGCUGCGACACCUGCGGCAAAAGCUUCAACCAGUCGAGCACGUUGAAAGGUCACCAGAGGAUCCACACGGGCGAGCGGCCCUUCGUCUGCAACACCUGCGGCAAGACCUUCAUCCAGUCGGAAACGUUGAAGAGUCACCAGAGGAUCCACACGGGCGAGCGGCCCUUCGUCUGCAACACCUGCGGCAAGGCCUUCACCCAGAAGAGCGCCCUGAAAACGCACCAGACGUUGACCCACAUCGCAGACAAGAAGCAGGCCUGCGUGGCGUGCGGCGCCGCCAUGUCCUGUGUCGACUUGCUGGACGUCCACCUAGACACGCACCACGCCAGCGUCCCGUGCGAGUGCGCUCUCUGCGGCCGACACUUGGGCUCCGUCAUGGAGCUUCGCUCUCAUCAGCAAGGCCACAUGAUGGACAAGCUGCACACCUGCGGCCUCUGCGGGAAGAGCUUCAAGUUGCCAAGUUACUUAAACAGUCACCUGAAGAUGCACAGCGGUGAAAAGGUUUUCUCCUGCGACAUCUGCCCACGCUCCUUCACGCAGAAUAGCAGCCUCAAGUUACAUCAGUUGUUGCACACGGGAGAGAAACCCUUCGGCUGCGACACUUGUGACAAGCGCUUCAGCAAUCUGGGCAACCGGAACCGCCACCUGCGCAUCCACACGGGUGAGAAACCGUACAGCUGCAACACGUGCGGCCGCCGCUUCAACCAGAGCAACAGCCUGAAGGCACAUCAACAGAUCCACAAGGGCCAGAAGCCAUUCAUUUGUGACAAGUGUGGCAAAGUCUUCGCCUACAUGAGGAACCUGAGGGACCACAAGUGCCUCUAUCAAGACCGACCGAUUAGCCCAGCAGAUGAUAAAGCUGUCCAGAUGUACUUCCUGGUGGACGACAAGGAAGAUGAAUCUGAUGACGAGGAUAUCUACCUGGAUGCUUUUCGAGUCAUAACCAGUAAAGUGCGAGGGAAGGAUGAGGCCGUGGGUUCGCUCCAUCAGAUUCAGAUCAGUUCAGGAGGUUUUUGUUCCAUAAUGUCAGACUUGGAGGUGCGGGUGGUGUCCAUUUUGCAGCAAAUGGUUGACACUACAGUGAGUGAAAUGAAGAAAGUUAUCGGUACCUCAAUGAAGAAGAGUCCACAAGAAGAGUCACGGAGCGAGGACAACAACGUGCAGGUGCUCUCUGACGAUGAGGUGGUCCUUCCUCUCAGCACAUUCAUGACAUCUCUGGCCCAAGAGGUGGCGGAGAAGCUCUGCCAGCUUUUCUACGAAUGUUCUUCUCUGCUUCGCUUUGAAGUGUCGCAGGGUGAAGCUGAGGUGGAGGAGUUGAGGAAGAGGCUGCAGGCGGCAGAGACCGACCUGAGUCUGUUGCUGACAGUAGGUCACGUGGAGGAGACGGAGGAAGUAGAAGUCACCCUCACGAAGGAGGAGGAGGAGGAGGAGGAGGAGGAGGAGGAGGAGGCUUGUUCCCCGCAGCACUUAAAGAAGAAGCGUGGCCGAGCUGGUGGCGCCUGCGGGGUCAAAAGAUCGCCCAUUGUUCACUUGUGGAAGGGCAGAACUUGCGAGGAAAGUGUCCAUCCAGCACCAAUGGAGGACACAUGUGUUGUUGACCAGAGUUUAGAAGACACAGACGCCCACAAUCAGCAGGAAGAUGCAAGUACUGCUGGACACACGAGAACAUCCAAACGUGCAGUCAGAGCGCGCCGACGCGUGUGCAGACGUGGCCUCACAUACAGCUGCCAGUUCUGCCAAAAGAGCUUCAGCAUAAACGGCAACUUGCAGCGCCACCUGCGCAUCCACACGGGGGCGAAACCGUUCAGCUGCGACACCUGCGGCAAAAGCUUCAACCAGUCGGACACGUUGAAAAGUCACCAGAGGAUCCACACGGGCGAGCGGCCCUUCGUCUGCAACACCUGCGGAAAGACCUUCAUCCAGAAGAGCGCCCUGAGAACGCACCAGAAGCUGACCCACGUCACAGACAAGACGCAGGCCUGCGUGGCGUGCGGCGCCGCCAUGUCCUGCGUCGACUUGCUGGACGUCCACCUAGACACGCACCACGCCAGCGUCCCGUGCGAGUGCGUUCUCUGUGGCCGACACUUGGGCUCCGUCAUGGAGCUUCGCUCGCAUCAGCAAGGCCACAUGAUGGACAAGCUGCACACCUGCGGCCUCUGCGGGAAGAGCUUCAAGUCGCCAAGUUACUUAAAGAGUCACCUGAAGAUGCACUGCGGCGAGAAGCCUUUCUCCUGCAACAUCUGCCUACGCUCCUUCACGCAGAAUAGCAGCCUCAAGUUACAUAAGGCGGUGCACACGGGAGAGAAACCCUUCGGCUGCAACACGUGCGACAAGCGCUUCAGCAGCCUGGGCAACCGGAACCGCCACCUGCGCAUCCACACGGGCGAGAAACCGUACAGCUGCAACACGUGCGGCCGCCGCUUCAACCAGAGCAACAGCCUGAAGGCACAUCAACAGAUCCACACGGGCCAGAAGCCAUUCAUUUGUGACAAGUGCGGCAAGGUCUUCGCCUACAUGAGGAACCUGAGGGACCACAAGUGCUUCUACGUGUGACCCCGCCUACGCUCUCUGCAAAGGUUAUCAAACAACUUGUGCAGAAAUGACUUAAUCGUCACCUUUUUUAAUGAUUGUUAUACCAAAAGACCUUCUGGUGCUGUUGGGAAUGUCCAAAAACUAGGAUAGCUGGGCCUAAAGCUAUGAUGGUUUUAAUUGAAUGUAUGACUAACUAGUACUACUACUAUAGUUUUGCUUGUGUGCAAUUCAAGAAGUGUCCAUGUUUCACACAGCAUGGAGCCCUGUAGAACCCCAACGGACUUUGCAUUGCCUCUGGGUAAUGCAUUGUUGUUAAGUAGUAAAGAAGGUGAAGGUGUGAAGUGAUUUAAAACCCCUUUUUCAUUGUUCCUGUAACAUGUGUUGCAGUGUGAAGCGCAAGCUGCCGUGACAGCACAACAACAAGAAGUCACUUUAGUGCUGGAUGUAUUGAUAAUUCCACAUCCAGUAUUUUCUUCCCUAAUUGGUUUAUCCACAGCUGACCGGACACUGAUGUGGAUGCUGCAGCUCUCAUCCUGCGCAGUACAUCCUCACCACUGAAUGGAAAUAUGGACCGCUGCUCUCAUUGUUCUUUCCACCAUCGAUCGUCAGUCUAGUGUUAGCCUCCACCCAGGGAUCACUGUGUCCGUCUGAGCUCCAGCUUUUUUGAUAUAUUUUAUGUCAAUCUGGAAUUUUACUUUUUAGCUUUUCGAGUCAUAACCAGUAAAGCAGAGGGAAGAAUGAGGCCGUGGGUUCGCUCCAUCAGGUCCAGAUCAGUUCAGGUAAGACAUUUGAGGACAUUUCACUUUUGCCUUUGUGCAUUAAAAUACAUGAAUGGAUCCAUUGGUUAAAGUAUUCAUAGAAAAACUAAAGAUUGUCAAUAGAAA
Entelurus aequoreus (snake pipefish) is the source of this 4496-nucleotide messenger RNA. Its product is annotated as zinc finger protein 845. Lineage: Eukaryota; Metazoa; Chordata; Actinopteri; Syngnathiformes; Syngnathidae. The coding region runs from base 340 to 3633 and encodes 1097 amino acids. The transcript has 17 exons. The record is from RefSeq and is a predicted model, not a curated record. Gene Ontology annotation, biological process: regulation of cytokine production; regulation of immune system process; negative regulation of transcription by RNA polymerase II.